AUGGCUCCCACUACAGCCAAAGCCCUCGUCACCCGUGUUGACGGUGACAAGUCCACCAUGGGCAUAAAAAAUAUGCCAGUUCCGAAAAUUGAACCGCAUCAGCUGCUGGUUCGCGUCGGUAGCGUUGCACAGAACCCAACAGAUGUCCAAAGCCUUGAUGGAAGUGCUUUCGGCAACGGAGCUGUCCUAGGCUGCGACUUCGCUGGUACCGUGGAGAAAUUAGGAGAUAGAGUCACCACCGUCAAGGUGGGCGACCGUAUUGCGGGGUUGAUUUGGGGAGGUGAGGUUCCAGGGCUGGGAGCUUACAGCCAAUACACGAUCGCCGACGAGAAGAUCUGCUUUAAGGUUCCCGAGAAUAUAUCCUCCGCCGGUGCAGCUACUGUUCCUUUGGCAGCAGGAACAGCGUGGCUUGCUCUCUAUUCAGAAACCUGCUUGAAUAUAUCGAGGACCGGGAAGAAUGCGACCCCAAUUCUAGUAUGGGGAGGAAGCUCAAGCGUAGGCAACUAUACCAUCCAAUUAGCUCGCAUCUACUCGAUUCCCGUCGUUACAGUUUGUAGCCCAAAGAACUUCGAUCUCUGUAAGAGAUUGGGCGCAACGCAUGUAUUUGACUACCGCGACGCCGAUGUCAUUGCAAAGAUCAAAUCUGCUACUCCCAAUAUCCAGCAUGUAUUUGACACUAUCGGCGACGAGAUAUCGUCAGUUACUGCUUCUCAAGCUGUCUCUGAGAAAGGUGGUGUUCUGUGUACUGUAAGACCUGGCAAGCUAUUUACAGAGAGAGUAGACUCAAAUGUCAAUGUGACGGAUGUGUUGGUUUGGACAGUCUUCUUGAAAGACCACCAGUACAAGGAGUUCAAGUGGCCCGCUUCGUCCGGAGACCAUGCACUUGGAAUUGAGCUGUUUGAGAAUAUUUCUGGCUGGCUUAAAGAUGGAACAUUGCAGGCAAAUACCCCGAAAGUACUAGCAGGUGGGCUUUCAGCUAUACCGGAAGGAUUCCAGAUGCAUAGAGAUGGCAAAAUAUCUGGUUUCAAGCUUGUGUAUGAGCUGUAG
Messenger RNA from Hyaloscypha bicolor E, 1047 nucleotides. RefSeq names its product GroES-like protein. Gene Ontology annotation, molecular function: oxidoreductase activity, acting on NAD(P)H. NCBI's taxonomy places the organism in Eukaryota, Fungi, Ascomycota, Leotiomycetes, Helotiales, Hyaloscyphaceae. The transcript is spliced from 4 exons. The coding region runs from base 1 to 1047 and encodes 348 amino acids. The record is from RefSeq and is a predicted model, not a curated record.